Messenger RNA from Phlebotomus papatasi, 2485 nucleotides. RefSeq lists its product as uncharacterized. The coding region runs from base 155 to 2290 and encodes 711 amino acids. NCBI's taxonomy places the organism in Eukaryota, Metazoa, Arthropoda, Insecta, Diptera, Psychodidae. The record is from RefSeq and is a predicted model, not a curated record. The transcript has 4 exons.
CAACAGAAGUUGUCGCUAGAAUGCGCUGGUGGCAUUUAUGAGCAAAAUAGUUUUUAUCCGGGAAGGAUUUGAGUGGUGUUUUUUUUCUUGUGAAUAAAACUCCUACAGAUAGUGUGUACAAAAAGUAUUCCAAGAAAGUGUAUAAACCGUGAAAAUGAUAAAGGGAGAAGAGAGUUUCCCAGUGGAACACAAUAUAAAUGGACUUGGUGAUCUUAGGGAUACAGAAAAUGGACGCGUAGAACAUGACUGGAGACCUCCGGGCCCACCAAAGAAGAGUCCUGUGCAUAAAACCGGCUGGAAUGUCAUUGAAAUCUCGAGUUCGAGUGAAAAUGAAGAGGAGACAGGGUCCUUGCUGAGUCCUUCGCCAAAUGGCCUAGAAAAUGGAGAGAGCACAGGAAAGUCUCCCGUGGAGUGCUGGACUGUGCAGAGCGACAGGCCUAACAAUAUGCUGAGACGAGAUUAUGGGAAAAAGACGCCCUACCGGAUAUUUCAGGUACCGGCUUCACCCAAGGCCACAACAGCGGGAAAAGAAGAAUUUUAUAACUACUUGGGCAUCUCGUCAAAGCCCUUAUUCACCAAGGCAGUGGAUUUGGGUGAAGACUUUCUCAAUAGACGCUCCCUCAGAGUGUGCUUUAGGAAGAAGUGGAAGGAGCAUCGAGCAAAGAUGACAGAGUUGGAAAAGGCACCUCAGUUGAUCACACAGGGAGCCCUGGUUUGUCCUGUGACUGCCAAAGAUGCCAUCAAUUCAUCACCCAAUAUCUCUCCUAGCAUCAUAGAAACAAAUGGGACGACAAUUAAGGAUCGUCGGAAUUAUAUUCAAAUUACAGCAUCGGAUGAGGAAGAGAGUUCGGAGGUGAAGCAUAAAGUGUACGAUCUCAGUCAUCAGCCACUCAAUGGAGAGGUGAUUUCCAAAGGGUGUAAAAGUAUUAGUGAAAAGACUGUGAAGAGGGAAAGGGAUAAGAGUAGGAAGAGUUUGCGGAAGAGUCGAAAGAGAAUUCAUAAGAAGAUCUUUAAGCCCACCUAUACAUACUACAUACGCUCCUCCCUGCCAAAUGGGGUCCUGAGGAGUGGAAAGGUCCGUGAUACAGAUAGGAAUUUUCUUAAGAGACUUCAGAAACGCUACAAAAAGAACAAACAGGAACAAUCUGCCAAAUCUGUCAGGGUUAAGGAUACAGUCAAAUCUGCGGAGGUUAUUGUCCUUACGGAUGAUGAUGAUCCCGUGGAGAUUGUUCAGACGGUCAAGACACCAGAGAAGCCAAAGCAGAAAGUCUUGGAUGAGGCUCUGGGGCAUGUUCAGGGUGUUCAUCUAUUUUGGCCGUCCCUGUUGAUCCUCCAGAUGGAUGUGGUGUCCUUCUGGACGUGCUCAGAGAUUACCAGCAUUCUCACUAACCAGCAGAAUUGGACGAAAGUCGGUGAGGUCAGGAGGAACAAUAAGGAUAUUGACAUUCCGGCUGUCAUUGGCAAGAGAAUCUUUCACACGGAUAACUUUGGGUGUGUCUUUAUAGAGAUGAGGGGAAAGGUGCUGCCGAGGAUUGCACGCCAAGAGACUGACUACUCAGCCACCUAUGCCAAUGUUCACUACCUGAAGAAUGGCGAAGGUAUCAUUCGAUCAAUCGCCCUGGACAGAGUUUGUGGGAUGCCAAAGGAUAUGUGCUAUACAAUCCUGCCGGAUUCAUUGUCUUUUAUUGUGACAUGGUAUGAGCAGGCGACAUCGACAAAGAGACGCACGGGUAUCUGUCGGUAUUCACUGACGCCGGAUUUGGAGACUUUGGCUAGCAUUUGGGAUUUUAAUUCUGUGGACAAUCGCGUGCGAUCGUUGACUGUGGCUUCGGAGCAGAGGGUGAUUGGAGUAGGGGAUCAGAAUGUGAGCAUUUGGAACUGCAGCAAUGGCAAUUUGCUGACGUCUAUUGAUCUCGCGAUGGAUUUGGGGGACAAUUUGUUUACGUAUUUGGUGCAGGAGAAUAGGAUGAGAUAUCUUAUUCUCACGCAACUCUACAGCAACACCAUUAAGACUGUGGCCAUAAAUUUGCUGGAUUUCCAGUAUGUCAUCCUGCAUAUGCAUGAAAAUGUCAAUCUGGCCAUUGAUUCACUGAGAAGUUCAACGGUGACCAAUGGAAUGUUUGUGGCAUCUUUUACAACAAGAGAAAUUCUAAUGCUCAAAGCGCAUCAGAGUACAUUUCUGCGGCGUAAGAUGGUGGACAAGGACACCAAUAUCUUCAUCAAUGGGGAAUUUAUUGUAGAGAUUAACGACAAGAUUGCAAUUAGAAGUCUUCUGGAUUUUUUAACGUAGUAAACAGUUGAAUUUUAGCCAAUUUCAACGUCUUAUAUAUUUUUCCUUCGAGGAGAAAGAUGUUAAAUAUAUAUAUAUAUUAUGUUCAAAAAAGGAUACCAUAAGAAAAAAAAUUGUACUGGAAUAUUUCUUCUUCAAUUGAAAUGUGAAGAAAGGAGUAUACUGAAUUUUAAAAUUAAAUGCUUGAAAUGAAAA